Colletotrichum graminicola M1.001 is the source of this 1695-nucleotide messenger RNA. Its product is annotated as major facilitator superfamily transporter. Gene Ontology annotation, cellular component: membrane. NCBI's taxonomy places the organism in Eukaryota, Fungi, Ascomycota, Sordariomycetes, Glomerellales, Glomerellaceae. The coding region runs from base 1 to 1695 and encodes 564 amino acids. The record is from RefSeq and is a predicted model, not a curated record. Gene Ontology annotation, biological process: transmembrane transport. Gene Ontology annotation, molecular function: transmembrane transporter activity. The transcript is spliced from 2 exons.
AUGACGUCUCCAUCGCUAUCAGAGAGGCAAACUGGCCGGACGAGCGUCCACACGUUGUCGGAAGACAGGACCGCGACGGCGACCCCCGACGUCAACCCGCCCAAGGACGAAAAGCCGAUAUCCAGCAACGACGACGCCUCCUCGAGCGUCUACGGCGACAACGAUGGCGGCAAUCUCACCCCGCAGCAGUCCAAUGCCCCGUCCGUGUGGCUCGCCGAGACCAUGUCUUUCCCCCGCGAAGUCAUGUUCAUCAUUAUUUGCUGCAUGGCCCAGUUCUGUACCCAGGCCGCAUUCAUCGAUAGCCUGUUUCUGCUCCAUGUGAUCGGCAGCAGCUUCGACGUGGAUGAACCGGCGCGCCUCUCCUGGCUCGUCGCCGGCUACUCCCUGACCAUCGGCACCUUCAUCCUCUUCUCGGGCCGCCUCGGCGACGCCUUCGGCUACAAGCGCAUGCUCAUCAUCGGCUUCGCCUGGUUCUCCCUCUGGUCCCUCGUCGCCGGCCUCAGCGUCUACUCCAACUUCACCCUCGCCGUCGUCUCGCGCGUGCUGCAGGGCAUCGGCCCGGCCAUCUGCCUGCCCAACGCCCUCGCCCUCUUCGGCGCCGCCUACCCGCCGGGCCACCGCAAGGCCAUGGUCUUCUCCUUCUUCGGCGCCGUCGCCCCCAUGGGCGGCGUCGUCGGCGGCGCCUUCGCCUCCGUUCUCUCGCUCGCCUGGUGGCCCUGGGCCUUGUGGGCGCUGUCCGUCUGGCUCGCCAUUCUCGCCGUCGCCGGCUGGUUCAUCAUCCCCGAGCCCCCGACCAAGCUGCCGGCCCCUGACGGCUUCAAGGCCAUGAUCGUCGAGCUCGACAUCCCCGGCGCCGCGACGGGCGUCGUGUCCCUGGUGCUCUUCAACUUCGCCUGGAACAUGGCGCCCGUCGCCGGCUGGGACACGGCCGUGGUCCUCGUGCCGCUGAUCCUCGGCCUCGUCCUCUUCGGCGCCUUCGCCCUCAUCGAGUUCAAGUACGCGCCGAUGCCGCUUCUCCCCUUCGAUGUCGUCAACGCCGACGUCGGCUUCGUCCUCGCCGCCGUGGUCUGCGGCUGGGCGACGUUCGGCGUGUGGACGCUCUACCUCGUCCAGAUCCUCCAGGAGAUCCGGUCCCUCCCGCCGCUGCUGACGUGCGCGUGGUUCGCGCCCGUCGUCGUGACGGGCGGCCUGGCUGCCGUCAUCACCGGGAAGCUCCUCGGCCCCCUGCAGGUCCGCCCGCCCGUCGUCAUGACCAUGGCGCUCGUCGCCUUCACCGUCGGCGUCACCCUCACGGCCACGGCGCCCGCGGACCAGGUCUACUGGGCGCAGAUCUUCGUGUCCAUGCUCGUCAUGCCCUUCGGCAUGGACAUGAGCUUCCCCGCCGCCACACUGAUCCUGUCCAACGCCGUCAAGAAGGAGCACCAGGGCAUCGGCGCGAGCCUGGUCAACACCGUCGUCAACUACGGCAUCGCCCUCGGCGUCGGCUUCGCCGGCACCGUCGAGGUGCACGUCAACAACGGCGGCCGGACCAAGGAGGACCAGUUCAAGGGGUUCCGGGGCGCGCUGUUCAUGGGCGUCGGGCUCGCCGGCCUGGGCCUCGGGGUCGCCUUGACAUUCCUGACGAGGGAAUGGCGGCAUCGGAGCGACGGAAGCAGGAACGAGGAGAAGGCUGCCGAGGCCCAAACCGAGACUUAA